AUGCUGGAGCAUCUUCCGGUCACGGUGAUUAGCCUUGUCCAGUCUGACACCUACACGGGAGGGGACUUGAUCUUGCUGGAUAGCGCAGUUGCACGGCCCUCUGCUGAAGAGCUGGCCAACAAUUAUUGCUGGUUGAAGCCCAUUGUCAUGGACAGCCCAUCUAAGGUGCCAAGCGGAUAUUAUUUGACUGAUGCGUUCCUUCGUUUGGAUGCCAAGUUGAACCGCAAGCUCUUCAGGCCAAAGCAGGGUGAAUCCAGGAUGUUCCUGGCUGGGAGAGAGGGGGUCAAGGCUAAGCGCUGUGUGGGCGCCAUUCGGUACUUGUGGCGUAACUCACAUGGUGCCCACGAUGCACGUGUGCUGGACUUGAAGCAGUGCUUGUCUCCCUCUCCACCUCGUGGUGUCGAGGCAAGGUCAAAAAAAUAUGUUGAGGUUGGCUUGGCUCAAAGUUUGAAGGCUUCUACAGCCAUCGUUUCUUUCUUGCCCACAAAUCACAAUCCCUGA
Molecule: messenger RNA, 501 nt
Organism: Durusdinium trenchii
Lineage: Eukaryota; Dinophyceae; Suessiales; Symbiodiniaceae
Source: the annotation of a GenBank genome assembly